AUGGAACAAGGAUUUUAUUCCUUAAGAUUGGGGGAGCAAUAUGAUCAUUUCAAUAACAUGCACCAUGCAGAGGAUCGGUUCAGUAAUAUGCAGCAUGCAGUCAAUCUUGCUGCCUUGAAUUCUCCUCCUUUUGCUGGGAUUGUGGAGUAUGACACUGAUUUAGAGAACAGUGAUCUAGAGGACAAUAAUUUAGAGGACAGAUAUUUGGACAAUCUUGGACCAAAUGAAUAUAGCGGAAGAAAAAAACUUGGGGAUAAAGGGUUGAGACUUGAGAGAAACAGAAAGACACGUCUUAAAAGACCAAGUCUCAUUCAAAACAAAAAACUUGGUGAUCAAUACAAGUUGGAAGUCAGUACAGGAAAAAAAAACAUCCAAGGAGAAGAGAUGUCAUAUACUCCAAGGAAAAAAAAACUUCCAAGGAGUAUUCAAUUUCUUCCCGAUGAAAUCAUUACGAAUAUAUUAUCUAGGUUAACAGCAAAAGACAUUGCUCGCUUAAGAUAUGUAUGCAAGUUGUGGUACACGUUAUGUAGUAAUCCUAGUUUUGUUCAAUUGCAUCUUAACCAUGCUACUGAAAACAAUAACUUCAGCCUGAUGAUCGAAGGGUCAAAAGGAUUGUACUCGGUGGAUAAUUACUGCGACUCAUUAUCAUCAACGCCAUGUUACGAGGCUUCUCGGGUUGAUUACCCGUUCAAAUCUUCGAAGUACGCCGUUAGUAUUUUGGGUUCAGCGAAUGGCUUGUUAUGUAUAAAUCCAGCAGAAAACGUGAUUUGCAUUUGGAACCCAUCUACUCAAGAAAGCAAGAUAUUACCAUCCGAAGUCUCGGGGAAUUUAAACACAGAUGCCUUGUGUAGCUUUUCCGCCCCCACAUAUGGUUUUGGUUAUGACCGCGGAACUGUGGAUUACAAAUUGGUUAAAGUUGUGCGAUUUCUGACUUGUAAGCAUGGAGAUGGUUACAAUGUCUCGGUUUAUUCUUUAAAAUCGAAUUCAUGGAAAAGCAUAGUAAACACCCUUUCUUACCGUCGAUUCAGUACGCUGCCAGGUGUGUUUGUAAAUGGUGCUCUUCACUGGAUAGCUACUACGCGACGAUCAACUGCUUCUAUAGUUUCUUUUGAUAUUAGGGAUGAGAUAUUCGCUGAAGUACCACUGCCUCCACGUCUGGAUCACGACGGGAAUGCUGUAAGUGUGGGUGUAUUGGGAGGGUGUCUUUCGAUGCUCAGUGAUAAUUGUUUUCUUGACAGAAUUGGUGUGUGGGUGAUGAAGGACUAUCAGGUUAAGGAGUCUUGGACUAAACUCUACAGCAUCAGUGUCCAGAAAACAGUUCUCUUCCGUUCUUUUCAUGACUUGAAGCUGAUAAGUUAUGUCAAAACCGGGGAAUUCCUAUUUGAGAAGGAUUGCUCUGUCUUUGUACUGUAUAAUCCAACUGCAGAAAGUGCUAGAAUCUUGAAGAUUUAUGGUGCCCGGAAAGAGUUCGUAACAGAGACUUACAUUGGCAGUUUAAUUUCACCCAACUUAAUCGAUUCAUGA
Messenger RNA from Papaver somniferum (opium poppy), 1524 nucleotides. RefSeq names its product F-box/kelch-repeat protein At3g06240-like. The transcript is spliced from 4 exons. The record is from RefSeq and is a predicted model, not a curated record. The coding region runs from base 1 to 1524 and encodes 507 amino acids. Lineage: Eukaryota; Viridiplantae; Streptophyta; Magnoliopsida; Ranunculales; Papaveraceae. Gene Ontology annotation, molecular function: protein binding.